UGUUCCGGUGUUGUUUGUCCCCCACGUUACUGGUGCGGGGCUGAUGAGGAUGUGGGGUUCUGACCAGAAGCCGAUCGCGAUGUGUCCGUCCCUCACUCGGACUAUUCUCCGACCCGCUGGAAUAUUAUGCGCCGGACGAAGGAGCUCCGCAUAAUCUCUUCCUAUCGUACUUGUACCGGAAACAAGGCAACAUAUACUUGGACAUCAUUAACACAAUGGAGCAACAAAAUGACAUUAGUGGCCGAUUGGCCCUGAUUACUGGAGCCUCUGGAGGGAUUGGGGCAGCUUGUGCUCGUCAGCUGGCUGCGAAAGGCGUCCAUCUUGCCUUGACGUAUUCCACGAAUGUGUCUUCGACAUCUUCUCUGGCCGAGGAGCUCAAAUCCAAACACUCAGACAGUUACAGUCUCAGGAUUUCAAUUCAUAAGGUGGACGUGUCUUCGGCGGACGAAAUUCAGCAUAUGUUUGAGGAGAUCGACCAGCAACAUGGCAAGCGGCCGGACAUCUUGGUCUCCAAUGCUGGAUAUGGCAAGCGAAUCCCACAGGUUUGGGACAUUUCCCUCGAGGAAUUCGAUUACACCAUCAAUGUGAACCUACGUGCUUCGUUUAUUCUGGCGAAGGGCGUGGUGGAGCACAUGAAGAGUCAGCGAUGGGGUCGGAUAGUGUUCAUGUCCUCGAUUGCCGGCCAGGGAGGUGGAAUCAAUGGAUGUCACUACGCCGCUUCGAAAGGGGGACUAACCGGAAUGAUGAAGAAUCUUUCCACGAGGCUAGCUGAAUAUAACAUCAGCGUCAACGAUGUUGCGCCUGCCAUGAUUGGUGAAACCGGUAUGAUCCCCAGCGCUUCGGCCAUCCCUGAGGUUGCCGCUGGGAUUCCUUUGGGCCGACUGGGCCUUCCGGAUGAAGUCGCCAACGUGGUGACUAUGCUUGUGACGACCGGUUAUAUGACUGGUCAAAGUCUGUUGCUUGGGGGAGGGCUGAAAUAGUAUAUAUAUUGUUCUACCAUACACCAUGUUACGACAUGACUAUGAUUAUCCAUAAUUUGAUUGAAAGCUAU
Messenger RNA from Aspergillus caelatus, 1051 nucleotides. RefSeq names its product SDR family NAD(P)-dependent oxidoreductase. The record is from RefSeq and is a predicted model, not a curated record. Gene Ontology annotation, molecular function: oxidoreductase activity, acting on the CH-OH group of donors, NAD or NADP as acceptor. Bases 216 to 980 code for a protein of 254 amino acids. The transcript has 3 exons. NCBI's taxonomy places the organism in Eukaryota, Fungi, Ascomycota, Eurotiomycetes, Eurotiales, Aspergillaceae.